Molecule: messenger RNA, 2013 nt
Organism: Raphanus sativus (radish)
Lineage: Eukaryota; Viridiplantae; Streptophyta; Magnoliopsida; Brassicales; Brassicaceae
Product: zinc finger CCCH domain-containing protein 58
Exons: 7
Coding region: 245-1588 (447 amino acids)
Molecular function (GO): metal ion binding; mRNA binding
Source: RefSeq, a predicted model, not a curated record
AUAUCGGCACAGACGAAAACAAAAACUGAAUUUAACAGCUUCUAGAGAGAGAGAGAGAGAGAGAGAGAUCAAGCAAGCGACUGAGAGUGGCGUUCAGACAGAACCUAACCACGAUCCGUGCUUCUUUGUCCGUUUCUUCCUUCUCCAAACCAAAAAGAAAAAAAAGAAACUUCCUUCCCCGACACUCCCAUUUGAUCGGAGCUCAACAUUGCUCGAGACAGAGACAGAGAGGUUAGGGUGAUCCAUGAUGGAGCGGUACGAUCGCGCAGGCGAAGAAAGGUCGCGUGCAGAUCCACCACCUCCAGGAACCGAAACCGGUUUAGAAGGUUCGAUGUGGCGGUUAGGGCUGCGAGGCGGUGGAGGUGAACCAUUCCCGGAGAGACCCGAUGAGCCUGAUUGUAUUUAUUACUUACGAACCGGUGUUUGCGGGUACGGGUCUAGGUGUCGGUUCAAUCACCCACCAAACCGUGCUCCGGUCUUGGGAGGAGGUCUCAGAACAGAGCCUGGAGAGUUUCCAGAGAGAAUGGGACAGCCCGUGUGUCAGCAUUUUAUGAGAACAGGAACAUGCAAGUUUGGUGCUUCUUGCAAGUAUCAUCAUCCUAGACAAAGAGGAGGAGAUUCUGUUAAUACUCCUCCUGUCUCAUUAACCUACAUGGGAUUCCCAUUACGCCCGGGUGAGAAAGAAUGUUCGUAUUACAUGAGAACCGGUCAGUGUAAAUUCGGUUCCACAUGUCGGUUUCACCAUCCCCUUCCUCCUAGUGCACAACCUCCACCGCAGCAGUUAUCAACCGGUUCAGCUAUUUAUCCAUCGUUACAGUCUCAGUCAGGAGUUUUUGUAGCAAGACCUCAGCUUUUACCAGGCUCUUACGUUCAAAGCCCUUACGGUACGUACAGCCAAAUGGUUCUUCCUCCUCCCGGUAUGGUUCCCUACUCUGGCUGGAACCCAUACCAGGCUUCUGUUACUGCAAUGCCUUCCCCUGGGAGUCAACCUUCUAUAGGAUCAAGCUCUGUUCCUCUGGCGUCUGCUUAUCAAUCGGGCCCAUCUUCGAAUAAGGAACAGUCUUUUCCUCAGCGACCUGGAGAACCAGACUGUCAGUACUUUAUGAGAACCGGAGACUGUAAAUUCGGAGCCUCUUGCAGAUUCCAUCACCCACUUGAAGCAGCGCCGCCAAAGGGAGUUACUCUCAGCAGUAUUGGCCUCCCACUUCGUCCUGGCACGGCGCCAUGCAGCCACUUUGCGCAACAUGGGAUCUGUAAGUUUGGGCCUGACUGCAAAUAUGACCACUCCAUGGGCUCUUCCUCGCUGAGCUACAGCACGUCAGCUUCUUGCCUCGCUGACAUUCCCGUUGCGCCUUAUCCUCUCGGAUCUUCAACGCUAGCUCCUUCAUCAUCAUCAUCCACGUCUGACCAACGCACAGAACUACACUCUUCGAGCUCCGUUAAACCAAAAACCACGACUAGUGGUGGCUCGGAAACUGUGUCUGCUGGAGUCUCUUCUUCUAUGACUGGCGGCGUGAGCCAGUCCGAGCCUGCUGCUGAGACCAAAACUGAUGACUCAGCUAGUGUUGAGGUUGAGACUUCGAGUUAAUGAGACAAAACUCAAAAGGAGAGAAGAGAAGAGAAUCUUUCUCUAUUCUUCUUAGGUUAUAAUCUCUCUUUCUUUCUUUUUUUCCCCUCUCUAUCUCUCUUCUUCUUUUCAUCAAACUUUCGUGAACUCAGGAACAUAAAAAGGAAAAGCAGAGAGAGAGAGACGAAAGCAGCUCUAGUUUUGUAUGCUGUGUCUCUCCUCUUAGGUCUCUCUUACCAUAUAUGUCCAUAUGAUUCCUUCUUACGGCCAUAUCAUCUCUCUGUAUUUUUUUUUUUAAAUUUGUUUUCUGUUUAACUUUUCGAAAACAAUUAUUAAUAAAAUGGCCUGAAAAUCCCUUGUUUUUAAGGAAAAAAUAGUUAUGGAAUAUGGGAUUUGAUCGAGAGUCCAAUUUUUCUUUUUGAUUGGGUUUGUUUUCUAAAUAAAAG